Molecule: messenger RNA, 7935 nt
Organism: Chinchilla lanigera (long-tailed chinchilla)
Lineage: Eukaryota; Metazoa; Chordata; Mammalia; Rodentia; Chinchillidae
Gene: Celf2
Product: CUGBP, Elav-like family member 2
Exons: 14
Coding region: 282-1766 (494 amino acids)
Biological process (GO): mRNA splice site recognition; regulation of alternative mRNA splicing, via spliceosome
Cellular component (GO): cytoplasm; nucleus; ribonucleoprotein complex
Molecular function (GO): mRNA 3'-UTR binding
Source: RefSeq, a predicted model, not a curated record
UGUGUGGGGGAGAUCCAGCGGAGAUCCAGCCCUGCCUUUCUUUCCCAAGAUAGCCAGCGCAGGGCUGGUACUGCUGUCGAUGCGUUGAUGGCAGCCGUGCAGCCUGAGACCAGCACUUAACUUGCAUCUGCCUCCCGAGCCGGUUUCCGAGAUGUCCACGCCCCGGGUGACAGGCAGCCCGGCGCUGCCCUGCGCUCCGGCGGCGGUGCUCCACGGCAGCGUGCAGUGAACGCCUGGCUUGCCGCUGAGGAACAGCCUGAUGUAACGGCACAGCCAGCAAGAUGAACGGAGCUUUGGAUCACUCAGACCAACCAGACCCAGAUGCCAUUAAGAUGUUUGUCGGACAGAUCCCCCGGUCAUGGUCGGAGAAGGAGCUGAAAGAACUUUUUGAGCCUUAUGGAGCCGUCUACCAGAUCAACGUCCUGCGGGACCGGAGUCAGAACCCUCCCCAGAGUAAAGGUUGUUGUUUCGUAACAUUUUAUACAAGAAAAGCUGCACUUGAAGCCCAGAAUGCACUGCACAAUAUUAAAACUUUACCUGGGAUGCAUCAUCCCAUUCAAAUGAAACCUGCAGAUAGUGAGAAGUCAAACGCUGUGGAAGACAGAAAAUUGUUCAUAGGCAUGGUUUCGAAGAAAUGUAAUGAGAAUGAUAUCAGAGUGAUGUUUUCUCCGUUUGGCCAGAUAGAAGAAUGCCGGAUUCUCCGGGGACCUGACGGGCUGAGCCGAGGCUGUGCGUUUGUCACAUUUUCUACAAGGGCAAUGGCACAGAAUGCAAUCAAAGCCAUGCAUCAGUCUCAGACCAUGGAGGGCUGCUCUUCACCUAUCGUGGUGAAGUUUGCCGAUACUCAGAAGGACAAAGAGCAAAGGCGCCUCCAACAGCAGCUUGCACAGCAGAUGCAGCAGCUCAACACUGCCACCUGGGGGAACCUGACGGGGCUGGGUGGACUCACCCCGCAGUACCUGGCGCUUCUGCAGCAGGCCACCUCCUCCAGCAACCUGGGUGCAUUCAGUGGCAUUCAGCAAAUGGCUGGCAUGAAUGCUUUACAGUUACAGAAUCUGGCAACACUGGCUGCUGCUGCCGCUGCCGCCCAGACCUCCGCCACCAGCACCAAUGCAAACCCUCUCUCCACCACGAGCAGCGCCCUGGGAGCCCUCACGAGUCCCGUGGCUGCUUCAACCCCCAACUCCACUGCUGGUGCAGCCAUGAAUUCCUUGACCUCUCUUGGGACUUUGCAAGGACUGGCUGGAGCCACUGUUGGACUGAAUAAUAUUAAUGCACUAGCAGGUACCAUAAACAUUGCUCAAAUGCUCUCAGGUAUGGCGGCUCUGAAUGGAGGACUUGGCGCCACAGGCUUGACGAAUGGCACAGCUGGCACCAUGGACGCCCUCACCCAGGCCUACUCAGGAAUUCAGCAGUACGCAGCGGCUGCGCUGCCCACUCUGUACAGCCAGAGCCUGCUGCAACAGCAGAGCGCUGCAGGCAGCCAAAAGGAAGGUCCAGAGGGGGCAAACCUCUUUAUUUACCACCUUCCACAGGAGUUUGGAGACCAGGACAUUCUGCAGAUGUUCAUGCCUUUUGGAAAUGUUAUUUCUGCUAAAGUCUUCAUUGACAAACAGACCAAUCUGAGCAAGUGCUUUGGUUUUGUUAGCUAUGACAAUCCAGUCUCUGCACAAGCUGCAAUCCAAGCUAUGAAUGGUUUUCAGAUCGGCAUGAAACGCUUGAAGGUGCAGCUGAAGCGCUCCAAAAAUGACAGCAAACCUUACUGAUCCUAACCCCAGCGGCUCCCUGCUCUUAUUUUAGCUUUCUUAGGACAUCUUCAUGCCCGUUAGUUCAUCGUUUGCCUAGCAUGUCCCUGUGGCGUCUCAAAAAAAAACAGUUUCAUCGUCCCGUCAUUGUUUCUGAUGUCUUUCUGACCUCACAUCAUAUUUGGUUCUCCUACUGACCUUUGAUCUAGUUUGACCUUUGAAAUUUGCAUGUGACCUCAUCUAGCUAUGAAUUCUGGGAAGUCAAUGUGAAAAACAUUGCUGCAUUCAUGCAAGACUGAAAUUAGACAAAUUAAUUAUAGGAAAAAAACCUGUGGCAAAAGUGUUUCUUUCUUUUUUUUUUUUUUUCUUUUCACAAAACAGACUUGAAAGUAUUAUACAGGGAUUGGCAUUCUUCCCGGUCACUGGUAACAAUAGCAAUAUGUGUCCAGGGACACAGAAUGUGGGUUUCUAACAGACUACUUCCAAAAACAGUUUGAGAAAAAAACUGUCUGACUUUAAGUCUCCAGAGGUCUGUAGUUUUUACAUUUUUCAGGCAGUGUAAAGUUUUUGAUAAGGCCAUUUUAGGUGGCCCACUUUCUCAUUGAGAUAUAUAUAUAGAACCACUUUUUGUAGAUUAGUAUAAGGAAAAUAUUUACCCUGUUUUGGGGCAAAUGCUACCUAUUUGUGUCACCUUUUGCUGAACUGACUCACAGUUAGACAAUCCAUGGUUUAAUGCACAUGAAAUUACCUAUAUUUUAUACUGUUUCAAUGUACAGGAGAAAGGUUACUGUAACUGUGUCACGUUGGUGCUUCUGUGAAUUAAGUUGUGGUUUCAUCACGAGUCUUACGGUCUUAAUGUUCUCUGUUGAUAAGACAAGCUUAGAAUUGGUUUACUUAAAACAAAAAAGAACUUCAAAAAAAGUUGUUUGCUUAAAAAAAAUUUCAUGUGAGGAAAAAAAAACCUAUUCCAGAAUAAGUUUUGUGUUGGCUUGUGAAGCAUUGAUGUCAUUUUUUUCUUUUAUUGUGGACUAUUUAGACGUGUUUGUGUUCAGCAAAAUGUGAUUUUUUUUUCUUUUAAAGAAAAAAAGUGAAAAUAUAUAGUGCCAAAUUCCAAAGGUACUUCCUUCCUAGAGCUUCAGUGUGUUUCUUGUGAGAAGUAAUUUGAUAACAUGGGUAUUUUAUUAUGUGUUUUGUAUAAAUCCCUAAUAUUUAAAAAAAAAAAGGCUAAAAAGUUUGUUAACUUGCUAUCCUGUGGUCUUGUUGCCUGAAAUUGUUAUUGUUUGUUAUUUCUCUAUGAUGUUUUGUAAGACAUUGUAUAAGUGCCCAUGUCUCACUUUUUUAACCACUCUGCCCAUCAAUGCUGUGAAGCGACCUCACGAUGUACUCUUCAUACAUAUGGAAACCUCUACGGUGAGAAAGUUUUGAACUUCUAACCCUUUCUACCCAGAGCUGUCUGGGAUGUUGGUAACUUUUUAUACUGUCAUCAUUUGAAUUUGUUUUGAAGUAUUUCUAAUUUGGAUUUUUUUCUUGUAUCUUCCGAGUUAUUUUAUUUUUACCACUUUUUUAUCCUUUGAGAUCCAAAUUGAAGGGAGAAAAACAAUUUGUUACCUACCUAUAAUAUCUUUUCUUCUAUUUAGAUUAUUCUUGAUCUUUUUUUUUUUUUAAGAAUCCCUAAUGUCUUGUGUUCCUUCAGUUUAAAUAAAUGUGUAUUGGGUAAAUCCUCUGAGGGGGAAAGUAGGUAGAUUCAGCCUCUAAGUAAACCUUUAAAAAUGCCACAUGCUUUCUGAGAUCAGAUUAGUGAUAUGCACUAGUCUAAAUAUUUUCAGAUACCUUGCAAUUAAAGGAUUUGGGGGUAGGGUUGUCUCUUGAGGGACUGCUUUUGUUUCUUAAGUACAGAACUCCUGAGAUGUUCCAUCAGCCCUAGAGCUGGGGAUUCUCUGACCCCAGGAGAUACCUCCUGUGUAUGCAAGGUAUCCAGAAAGAGAAGCCUAUUGUCCUUUCUCUCCUGUUUUGUAUUGUUUUUCAGCUCAACAUAUUUAAAGGGGACUGGCCAUAUAAGCAGAGCUCUGUUCUUUACCACAGUCACUGACCAAACACCUAGCACCAACUCCUGCUGCCACUUUGUUAAGUGCCAUAUUACUUGGACUUUCUGUGAACAAAAACCCUAACGUUAUAUCCACAGCCCCAAUCCAAAACUCCAACCUUCCUGAAAUCAGGCCCUGGAAGCUUCUUGGUCUCAGCUCCCUCUUCCUCCUUAUCCACUCCAUUUGUGUGUGUGUGUGUGUGUGUGUGUGUGUGUGUGUGUAUGCACGCAUGUGUGGAUAUGUGGAUAUGAUAGCCCUGGGAUGGAAAGGACUAGCCUCUAAUGAUGCAAAAAAAAAAGUUUCCUUCUUAUAGCACAUGCACUUCUAAUUAAAUGAUUUGUAUGAUCCUCACACGUGUUUACUACUGCCGGGGCCUUCCUUCAUCCUUUGAGGGCUAUUUUGUACUUCCUGCAGCACUCAACUUAAUAAAAGUUAAUGCACAUGUCUCUCUCAUGUAUCCAUUAUAUGAUGGUGUAUAGAUACACACAUAGAAACACAACAGGACACCACUUGAAUUUCCCAAACCAUUUCAUUCAGAAUCUAUUCAUUUAUCUAAAAAAAUUUUUUUCUGGUUUUUUCACUGAAGCAAACUGCCCUGCUUUUCUCUUACCUACUUGCAUUUUCCCCAGAGAAAAACAGUGCAGCUGAAAGGAGGCUCAAAGUGUGCACUCUGAGUUGAGUGUUAAUGAUUUUGCAGGCAACCAAGACAGUCCAUUUAGGGGGAAAGUCCUUUUCCUCUUCUUUUUUUUUUUUUGCAUGUUUCAUUGCUUAAAAAAAUAACCCUCCCCCAACACAAACUGUCCUUUCAUCUUUUAAUAUCAAAAGAACACUGCAAGGGUGCAGAGGGCCUGUGUCAAGAGGCAGAGCACAUAGGAAGACUGCUUUUUCAAAACCCAGAGUGGAGAACAGUCAUAUUAAACUAAAUUAGAGAAAUGCGAUAAAAUGGCAGUCCUCAAAGGCGUAACAAGUUCAUCUUUCUUUCACCAUAGGGGUUAUAGUUCUUUCGCUUGUGCUACUCUGGAAUCAUUUACUGUUUCUGUUUUUAUUAUCUUAAGUGCUAAUUAAAAGAAGAAAUAAAAUUUUAAAAAAAUCUGUAGUUUCAUUACCUUUUUGAAUAAUGUCACACAAAAAAAUGUAUUUGUGUUUUUGUGCUGUGAGAAUUGUUGUUUGUAGAUUAAUAAUAUCAUUUUGUUUAAUACUACAAAAUAGUUUUUAAAUAUUGUCUGAGAAAAGCCAAAGUUAAUGCAACCUAGUGGAAACUGUAAGACCAUUUAAGUAUUGUUUGUUUUAUUGAUGCAUUUGGAUUUUGUUGUUUGAUGGAAUUUGAGCCAAAAAAAAAAACAAAACAACAACAGCAACAACGCAGGCUUUCCUAUUUCUACAACUGAUUGUACUUAUGCAUUUUGUACCAGUGGAACUUUUUAUACUGGAGAUUAAAAAAAUGGAAAUUUCUGUGGCUUUCUCACGUGGGCCCCCUGAGGGUGACUGACUUCAAGUUUGAUUUCUGGUUGAUCGAAAGAAAGCUGCUCUUCUUUUGAGAAUUAAAAACUUUGGCUUGAUUUCUUUUUUCCUUUGCUUAUAUCUAGCAUUAGAAUUUUGUCUUAAAAUACAGCGGUAAGUUUCACUUUUUAUUCUGUAUUGUGCAGUUACACAAUAAGGUAAUUAGAUUUAGAAGUACUCAGUCACUUUAAGUGGAUAAAUGUAUUAGUUAAGCUUUAGGGGUUUGCUUUUUUGCUGUUUAGAUCAAAGUUUUUUCUGAAUCUUCUGUCCUCAUUGUGAACAUAACCGUGUAGCUGAAACAGUCGAACUUAUUUUUGUAAUGUAUGUUACUGUGUGAUGCGGUUUUUUGCUUCUGUCUCCAAUAUUAAACCAUUUUCCUAAUACUUGUUUCUCUCUCUGCGUGUUGUAUUGUUGGUAGUCAUUAUAUGUUGGUGAUGCAUCUACACACCUCACUGUUUCACGUAUGUUUCUUUCUAUAUGUUGUGUAAAAAAGAUACAGUCGAUUCCAGCUAAGUGAAUAUCUGAUUUGAGGAAAGGGAAAACUGCACACCAGCCACCUUUGAAUUUUGUCCAACAGCCCACUCUAACCACUGCUUCGGAGACUGAUAAACUUUUUUCUAUGGUUCACCUAAAUAACUGCUUAGCGAGCUGGAUUUGCCAAGGCAAUUUAUGAUACUUUGACCGCACAGGAUCAUCUCACCUCCUCUCUGACCUCUCCCUUCCCUUGUCCCUCUCUCAUGAAUGAAUACGAAUUUAUAUAUACAUAUAUAUGGGUGUGUGUGUGUGUGUGUGUGUGUGUAUAUUUGACAUUCACUGAAAUCUGCUGCUGCAUAACCAUAGAAGAGAAACAGCAGACCUGCGUUUGUUCUGUCUACUCCCAGGUCCAAAGGCACACACCCUAACAAUCAAGCUCAUUUUAGAAACUGGUGACCUUUUCAAAAGGGGUGAACUCUCAAGGGAAGAAAAAAUAAACUGGUGAACAGAGAUGUGUAAAGGGUUAAACUUAGAUCUACAUGUUGCCAUCAGUUAAUGGGACGUAUAGAAAAGUAAUUUAUUCUCGAGGUAACUACACCCAAAGUUAACAUUAACGAUUAAAACACAAAAGAAAAAUACUUCCAAGUGCUCAAAUGGAAGUUCUAUCAGUCUGGAGGGAGGGUGAAGCUUUUCCCACUAAGAUCCCCACAGUGUACUUUUUCCAAAGGAAAACUCGGAAGGCCACAUGCAUCCACACACCCUCCCGGAGGAACCCACAGCAGUAAGCCGUGUGCCCACUAUCGCCCAACACUAGCAAUCCGAAAGCGAGCUGUUCCUUAUACACCCUCUACAUCUUAAGCUACAAGCCCUCCUCCCUUUCGUGCUCAUCUUCUAUGCUCAGGAAUCUGACUGCUCUUAAAGUGCUCUUACAAGAUUCCAUCCUUGUUUGUUCCCUGUGUCUUCCUUCUCCUUUCGACUUCUCAGACGCACAAGCUCUGCCUGCCUCAGGCCAUCCAGCACCUGGUGCCAAUGAGCUUUCUCCCUGCAGGUGCUCAGGCUGUCCACCCUCUGGUUUCAAGGGCCCCAAGAUUGGGUUUUUUAGUUGGACCAACAGGAGAGGGGCCCGGUGAGGUGGAGGAGAGGCGGCUUUCUCCCAGAGGCCGGACACCUCGGUGGUAGUAACUUCCACCAGCUCCAAACCUGCACAGAUGGGAGCUGACUUCCUGCCAACACUUCUGCUUUAAAUCUCAUCAUAGCCUUCAUCACUUUGCCUCUGGAAAUCCACUGCUUAGAUGGCUAGAGAUGCGAUUUUUUUUCUUUCUUUUCUGGGGAAGAGGGGAGGUAUGAUGAGGGAGGGGAGAUUCAGGGAAAAGGGUAAGCAAAUUCUUGCCAAGACGCAAGUGUUUAUUUCUACACUAUAUAAGUAAAUGUAACCACCACUUGGCACAAGGCAAAAUACUCAUGCUAAAUAAAGGAAGGGAAAGACAAAGCCAGUUUUUGUUGUUUUGGAAAGAAGAACAAAAUAAUUCUCCGAAGAAGAGAAUGAAAUGCUAGUUUCUUUGAGCACUUAGGUGACUGUAAAGUUGGCCCCUGCUUAAACUUACAAGUUUGAUAUUGUAAAACGUCACUGCAGUGUGAACAAGGUCUAGCUAUUUGCCAUGCAUGGACCACCUUGGGAAACCACAGCACCAUCGUUUCCUUGCUCAUGGAAACCGCACACCUGUGCAGCCUACAGCAGUUGUGUGUUAUCCGGGGGCUUGAACUUAGCUAGCAGGCUAGGAAACACAGUGAACAUAAAUGUACUGUGAAUCGUUCCUGAUAAGUGAAUAAAACAUUGUGACCAAACAAUCAGCUUAUUCACUUAUCAGGAAUCGGCUGUUCUGCUAAUUCACUGUUUUUGUUUUUCAUUUCUGUUGUAGUUCACUAUUUUUGCUGUGUUCUGUUUUCUCCUCUCAUGCUUGGGCAAAAUCACUGGGAAUAUUAUCUUACAUGUGACCAUGAAACGUUUCUAUCGAGUGAAAUGAUAUCUUAACAAAAUCUAUGCACUUGCUAUCAGGAACACAAUACUGGAUGUGUCUUAUAUAUAUUGAACUAUAUAGUACUCGAUUUCUUAAAUAAAGCUUAAGAAAGGA